This is a messenger RNA of Corticium candelabrum, 546 nucleotides long. RefSeq lists its product as uncharacterized. Lineage: Eukaryota; Metazoa; Porifera; Homoscleromorpha; Homosclerophorida; Plakinidae. The coding region runs from base 1 to 462 and encodes 153 amino acids. The transcript is spliced from 3 exons. The record is from RefSeq and is a predicted model, not a curated record.
AUGCCACAGCUUUGGGCUGUGUUGACAAUCAAUUUUGUUCUCUAUUGUUUGUGUGCUUGUCUUGUGUUCAUCUCUUUUAUACUCAGCGAUGGCAUUCGUUAUGAAUUCUCAAAUUCUGACACUCUUGCCUGUACCUCUGACCAGGGUCUUCUUCAAGCUGUUAUCACUCCAGAGCAAGAUCCGACUCUUUCUGGAAAAGACGCCGUUUCCUUUCUGUCUAAUUUGUCUCUCUAUAACAUUAUAAAGAGACGAUUGUUUCAUAUUUUUAAUGAUCAAGGAGUGACAGCAAGAAGGCAAAUGCGACUGCACAAGAGAGCACCAUCACCUACUAAACCACAGCAUUCAGUGCCCGACCGCCGGAGGUAUAAACGAUCACUAUCUUGUAGUCGUGAAAUCACCCAUAAGAAGCGGAGAGCUUUUACAGACUUUCAAUCAACAAUCAGAUUUAUCAGACUUACUUAGAGAUGAACCACUGCUCUGCUUGUCAUCUCGACAAUUGUCAAAUCAAGACUUAUGUAGUUGUACUAAGUUUGUGAUAAUGUGAGC